Molecule: messenger RNA, 1721 nt
Organism: Pleuronectes platessa (European plaice)
Lineage: Eukaryota; Metazoa; Chordata; Actinopteri; Pleuronectiformes; Pleuronectidae
Product: zinc finger MYM-type protein 1-like
Exons: 3
Coding region: 10-1359 (449 amino acids)
Molecular function (GO): protein dimerization activity
Source: RefSeq, a predicted model, not a curated record
CAGACUCAGAUGGUCAUGGUAUUGCGAUACAUUGAUGGGAGCCAUGCUGUUCAAGAGCGUUUUUUUGAGUUUGUCCCCCUCUCGUCUUCAACGGCUGACUCGAUUGCCACUGCUAUUAUGGAGAGACUGAACAGUCUAUUCACCGAGGAAGAGAGGGGUAAACUCAUCGCGCAAGCAUAUGACGGGGCCAAUGUGAUGAGAGGAGAGAAGGCUGGUGUGCAGCAAAAAGUGCGAGAGCAUUACAAAAAUGCACAUUAUUUACAUUGCUAUGCACACCAGCUGAAUUUGAUCAUGCAGCAAGCCACUUCUCAGGUCCCAGCAGUGAGGGUUUUUUUCUCGGAUCUGAAUGGCAUUUCUAGCUUUUUUAGUCGGUCACCCAAACGCACCACCAUCCUCGACCAGGUUGUUGCACGGAGGCUGCCAAGAGCAUCGGCCACAAGAUGGAACUUCAACAGCAGGGUCGUGAACACAGUCUAUGAGAACCUAGAUGACCUCAUAGAGUGUUUUGAAGCCAUCAGCACAGACGGCUCAUUUGACUGCACCACAGUGAGGGAGGCAUCUGGCUACCUGAGGAUGCUGCAGGACGAUGACUUCAAGUUUUUCCUGCAUCUAUUUCAUCAAAUCAUGCCUCACGUUGACAUUAUGUACCAACAGCUGCAGAAGAAGGACAUUGAUGCAGUCUUCAUCAAACGUGCUCUGCAGAGCUUCACAAGCAGUGUUCAAGCCAUACGGGACCAGAGCUCAUCUCCAGAGCAGCAGCAAGUAGCAGCAGGAACUACAGGAAAAAGGAGGGCCUUGGGAGAGCAAGACAAGCAGAGGCUGUCUAAGGAGGUCUGUGACACCAUCUUGGGCCAUGCAAACGAGAGGUUCUCUUUCACAAGCCACCUUGUGAGUGCAACGCUGCUACAAGGAGACCUGUUUGAGCAGUACUGCCAUGUGUUCCCUGAUGAGGCUCUGAACACCACUGCCAAGGCAUACCCCAUGCUGAAUAAGGCGAAGCUCAAGACUGAACUGUCCCUUAUCUACGAGAGUCCAGAUUUCAAGGGCUGCAGUGGUGCAUUGGCACUCUACCAGGUUCUACAGAGGAACAACCUCCACGAGACCCUAUCUGAGACUGUGGCUCUGUUGAACAUCCUCAUAACCACUCCCAUGACAACUGCUGAAGCUGAGAGGUGUUUCUCGACCUUAAAGAGAAUCAAGACAUUCCUGCGAAACUCAAUGGGACAGGAUCGUCUCAAUGCUCUGGCCAUGCUUUCCAUGGAGAGGGAACUAGUCAGGAACAUGCCUGAUUUUAAUGAGAGGGUCAUUGAUCACUUUGCUGCUUUGAAAGAGAGACGAGCAAAAUUUCAAUACAAGUGAGAAAUGUUGUUUUAAUGUUGUUGUGUUGUUGCACUACUCAAAUGUUGAAUUGGAAAUAGCUGUAUUAAUUGCAUAUCAUUAGCCAAUUUUUUUGUUUGCUUUGUAAUGUACAUGUGUCUUAUGGGUAAAUUCUUGUUAAAUAGCACCCAAUGUUUUGAUUAUCACCUUGGAUCAUUCUUGUUUUAGGAAUACUGUAAAUAUUGCAAUGAGUAGGCUAUGCCACUAGUUUUUAUAUAUGCUGUCAUCAAGUUGUGUGAUGAGAACUGUAAAUAUUAUAAUUACUAGGCUAUGCUAACAUCCAUUUUUUUGUUAAAUCAGAACACAACUGCUGCACUUAAAAUAAAUGUUAUCAGAUGGAGAAA